Messenger RNA from Solanum lycopersicum (tomato), 1269 nucleotides. Lineage: Eukaryota; Viridiplantae; Streptophyta; Magnoliopsida; Solanales; Solanaceae. The record is from RefSeq and is a predicted model, not a curated record.
AUGAAUGGAUUCACGAAUAAUGGCGAUAAAUGCGUUAAUGUUUUAAUGUUUCCAUGGUUAGGUUAUGGUCACAUCUCUCCGUUCCUAGAGUUAGCCAAAAAGCUUAGCCAAAGAAACUUCAUUAUUUGCUUAUGUUCUACGCCAGUGAUCCUGAACUGUAUCGAAAAAAAACUUAGCCCGGAAUUUUCACCAUCGAUCCACCUCUUGGAACUUAAUCUCCAAAAUUUACCAGAUCUUCCUCCAAGUCACCACACUACAAAUGGCCUUCCGCCUCAUCUCAUGAACACUCUCAAAGAAGCUUUUGACUUAGCUAGCCCCGAUUUUGCCCUAAUUUUGAAAACCCUAAAACCCGAUUUAUUAAUUUAUGAUUUUCUCCAACCGUGGGCUCCAAAAGCUGCAGCUGAAUUAAAAAUCCCAGCAGUUGAGUUUAUUAGCAGUAGUUCCACGAUGACAGCUUACAUGUUGCAUGAGUUCAACAAGCCAGGUAUAAAAUUUCCAUUUUCGUCUAUUUGUUACCGCGAUUAUGAGAAAGCUCGUAUUGAGAAACAAGAAGCAACUAUGUCUGUGGAAAAGCUUGAAGAAGAUAAAAGGAGAGUUAGAGAAUGUUUUUACCUAUCUUGUGAUAUUGUUUUGAUUAAAAGCUUUAAGGAGAUUGAGGGUAAAUAUAGUGAUUAUAUCACUAAUUUAACUGGUAAAAGAGUUGUACCUCUUGGUCCUUUAGUUCAAGAACCUACACUUGAAGAUAAAGAUUUUGUAGAGAUUGCUUAUGGGUUGGAAAAUAGCAAGGUUAAUUUUAUAUGGCCAAUAAGGUUCCAAAAGGGGGAAAAUCUUGAACUUGAAGAGACUUUGCCUAAAGGUUUUUUCAAUAGGGUAGGGAAUAGGGGAAAAGUUUUUAAUGGAUGGGCCCCACAAGCAAAAAUUUUGGAGCAUUCGAGUAUUGGUGGAUUCGUGAGUCAUUGUGGGUGGAGUUCUGUAAUGGAAAGUAUGAAAUAUGGGGUCCCGAUUAUCGCGAUGCCUAUGCAUAUUGAUCAACCAAUUAAUUGUAGGCUUGUUGAAGAUGUUGGCAUUGCUGUAGAAGUUGUGAGGAACAGUGAUGGAAAGCUUCAUAGAGAGGAAGUUGCAGCCAUAAUUAACCAAGUUGUGCUCGAUAAGGAUGGUGAAUUUGUAAGGCAAAAGGCAAAGGACAUGAAGGAAAAGCUUUGUAUGAAAGGAGAUGAAGAAAUUGAACAAGUUGCCAAGGAGUUGAGAAAGCUAUGUGCUAAAUUCUAG